GUGUUAGAGAAGGGGGAACAGAACAAUGUCCCCCUCAUGAUGAUGAUUACAAGAGAUGAUGGAAGUUUUGGACUCACUCGGUAUCACGAGGAAUACUUAAUUCCUAAUGGUUUGGUAAAUGAUACUGAGUUUAUGAGAGACAAGAUGGUGCAGGCCGUGUUUAAGGCUAUUGGUAUUCACGAUCCUGGACACACAGUUAGUGGAGCAUUUACCAAAAUGUACAUGGUCGAGGAGGCAAGGUUGGCUGGAAACUUCAGUUUGAUGGUUCCCUCCUUGUUUGACUUGAUGAGCGUCAUUUUCUUCAAAGCAGGAACUCUUCGAACAAUCCAACUCCAUUCUCGGCUGAACUCAGAUACGUACUAUUUCAGCUUUGAGUAUGAAGGGAGAUACAAACGUCACCCGUUCUAUUCAAACUAUCAGGGUGAAGUAGGGCAUGCAGACGAUCAGAUUUAUUUGUUUAGUCUGUCUGGUGAAUUUAAUGAAGAGGAGCAAGUAUUAAGUGAUAUGAUGGUCGACUACUAUGCGAACUUUAUGUACACGGGGAAUCCAAACACCUUUCCCCCAGGGGAAGCACCAUCCAGCCUUCCAUUCUGGCCAAAGUUUGACACCAACUCUGAGAAGUAUUUGAUUAUCGAUGAAAAUACGAGGGAAGCUUCUAAAUACGAGGACACUUGGGCUGUUGCCAACCGAAAGAGGAAGUUGUGACAUGUCCUUCCAUACCCACUGUCCUCAGUACAACUACUUCUGCACCAACCACUACUGAUGAUUCUGGAAAAUCAUCUGCUAACAUUAUGUACAGUAGCAUUUUACAUCUACUAUCACUUUUAAUGUUAAAGGUUAUUAUGUAUGAUAGAAUAAAUUGAUUUACUUAUCUUGAUAAU
Folsomia candida is the source of this 881-nucleotide messenger RNA. RefSeq names its product carboxylesterase 4A-like. Lineage: Eukaryota; Metazoa; Arthropoda; Collembola; Entomobryomorpha; Isotomidae. The coding region runs from base 37 to 705 and encodes 222 amino acids. The record is from RefSeq and is a predicted model, not a curated record. The transcript is spliced from 3 exons.